Molecule: messenger RNA, 722 nt
Organism: Penaeus indicus
Lineage: Eukaryota; Metazoa; Arthropoda; Malacostraca; Decapoda; Penaeidae
Exons: 2
Coding region: 161-706 (181 amino acids)
Source: RefSeq, a predicted model, not a curated record
UCUGUUUCAAUUAAUUUACGUCAAGUCAAAAGGAUAAUGAACAUAAUUAAACUUAGAAAGAACUAACCAAGAAUCGUAUCAUCAUUAAUUUCAAUAUAAAGCUAAUAUUGACAAAUCUGGAAAUCGACUGCCCUUUAAAAACUUUAAAGAAAUACAAGGAAUGGCUUCUGUGUGCGUUCUACUAUUUCUGCUCAUGUUGCCAUUCAGUGAAGAAAUGAACCACAUAGACACUUCCAGGAAAGAUAAGACCAACUGGUUUAAAUACGUAACGAGAGAGGUCUACGAAUCGCCGACAGCCAAAAGAAAAAAAGAAUUCCCGUACGAGUAUGAGCCGUUCCUUCACUGGACAGGGAACGCCUACAAGGACGAGAAAGUGAUCGGGGGAAUCACCAACAGAAUCGACGGGUAUUUGGAGAGGGACGAGAGUCACGCAGCGCCGCAAGAUGUCAGCAUCCGAGACAGACCACAGCACGUCUACAGCGCUGAGAUCGAUUACGCAAACAUCUUGGCGACCCUCUUCGUGAAGCUCGUGGCGUCGACUGUCCUCACGACCUGGUUCCUGGCGGCCGGGACCAUCCUCUACGGCCUGGCUGUUCUCACGGGCACCACGCAGGUCUUCGGACAGGACUCCGUCAUCGGAUAUAUAUACAAGACGCUGCCCUUCGUCGAGGCCAUUCUCAGGGGGGAGUCUAGUUUCUCUAGGUGAACACUGAGAGAGAGAG